This is a messenger RNA of Fukomys damarensis (Damara mole-rat), 1153 nucleotides long. RefSeq names its product acylphosphatase 2 (gene Acyp2). Bases 43 to 270 code for a protein of 75 amino acids. The record is from RefSeq and is a predicted model, not a curated record. Lineage: Eukaryota; Metazoa; Chordata; Mammalia; Rodentia; Bathyergidae. The transcript has 4 exons. Gene Ontology annotation, molecular function: acylphosphatase activity.
GCUUGAACGUAAGACUGCCUUGACAAAGGUGUUUGCUUCAGAAUGUACACUGAAGGUGAAGCUAAGAAAAUAGGACUGGUUGGCUGGGUGAAAAAUACCAGCAAAGGCACUGUGACAGGCCAAGUGCAAGGCCCUGAAGAGAAGGUUGAUUCCAUGAAGUCCUGGCUGAGCAAGGUUGGAAGUCCUAGUUCUCGCAUUGACCGCACAAACUUUUCUAAUGAAAAAAUCAUCUCUAAACUUGAAUAUUCUAAUUUCAGUAUUCGAUACUAAUAGAGAAGAAAUUAAAAUUAUAAUGCUUCCAAUGCACAUUAGAUACCACAUAUCCUGAAGUCUGUUUUCUAGAGUAGGAUAAAAAAAGGGGAGCUUUCUGUUCUGAAAGCUACAGAAUUAUGUUACUAAAAAUGUUUGUCAUUGAAAUAAUUUUCCUAGGCCUUUUUUGAGAAGCAAAAACAUUCUAAGAUUAAAAGUCAUUACUGAUAUUUAAUAUGAACGUUCAAUUUAAGAUUGUCUCAUGGAAUCUUAUAGCAUAUAUGUUAUUUGGUUAGACAUAAAAAACAAAGUGAACCAUCCAAGUUAUUUUUAAGUACUGUUGUCUAUAGUGAAUUCUAAUACUGUCUGAAUAAUAAUUUGCUAUUAAAACUUAGUAAUGUAAUGAUUGAAGUCUUUAGAAGAACCAGUAGUUAAAAUAAAUACGUGAGAUCAAUAUAAUCAUAAAAAUAUCAAUAGAAUUAAUUUAAAAAUUCUGUUUAAAUAUAAACAUGAUUCAAUUCUUAAAUUGUUCUCAUUUAAUAUAUAUUUUUGAACUGUAUUGUUUUGUCUAGUGCAUGGUCAACUUGGUGAUGGCAGCUGUAAGAGCUCACAGUUUUAGCACAGCAAGUGGCAAGAUUUCUAUCAGCUACCCUCGUGGGAGGUAGAAAGACUGUACUUUCUCCAGCCCUGGAGAACUGUACCUUUCUCCCCACUUUUUGUUAACAAAGGUCAGAUGAGCAUCAAAGGAAGGAACUAGCAGAUAGUGAGUGAAGUUGAGCAAUAAUACCCAUUAAUUUGAUUUUGCUGGACGUGAUUUACCAUUUUUAUGACUAAUUUUUUCUUUUGAAAUGGCCUCAAUAUGUUGCCCAUACUGGCCUCAAACUCCUGGGUACAAGUGAUCCUC